UUUGGUUUGUUUACAUUAAUAUUGCUAGCGCUAAAUCUGACUGUGGUGAAUCUUAUGAAUAAGGUAUCACGGUGUAAUACCAUUAACGAUGACGAAACCGUCUUUCUUGUCGUUAACAGCGUUUCUUCUGUUAUGUUCAGUAAAAAUUGUUAAUGCAAAACAGCCACACAUUUUAUUUGUACUUGCCGACGAUUACGGAUACAAUGACAUCGGGUAUCAUGGAUCGGAAAUCAAAACACCAAACCUGGACAAGUUGUCAGCAGAAGGUGUCAGACUGGAGAAUUACUAUGUACAGCCGAUCUGUACACCUACAAGGAGUCAACUUAUGUCUGGGAGGUACCAGAUCCACACUGGACUGCAACAUAGCUUAAUCUGGGCUCCCCAGCCCAAUGCAUUGCCGAGGGACAGUCCCAUCCUCUCAGACAAAUUGAAAGAGGCUGGAUACUCUACACAUGCUGUAGGAAAAUGGCACCUUGGCUUCUACAAGGAGGAGUACCUCCCAAAUAACAGAGGCUUUGACACAUUCUAUGGUUAUCUGGCAGGUAGUGAAGACUAUUACACUAAAACAUUAUGUUAUGGAAAAAAUUUUUGUGGAAAAGACUUACGAGACAACUUCAAAAUUGUUGAACCAACUCCAGAUGAAUAUUCAACUGAGAUGUAUAAUAAUCAUGUGAUAGACAUGAUCAAUCAGUAUAACUCCUCCAAGCCCAUGUUUCUUUACCUGGCACUUCAAGCUGUCCACUCCCCAUUACAAGUACCAUCCAGGUAUACAGAACAAUAUGCUCAUAUCAAAAACCACAACAGGCGGAUAUAUGCAGGAAUGGUGUCAGCCAUGGAUGAAGCCAUUGGAAACAUCACAGCAGCUUUUCAGGCCAAAGGGAUGUGGGAUGAUACCAUUAUGGUCUUCUCCACAGACAAUGGUGGAGAGAUAUUAGAUGGGGGCAACAACUGGCCCCUUAGAGGCUGGAAGAGAUCCCUUUGGGAGGGAGGAAUGCAUGGUGUAGGAUUUGUACACGGGAAAGCUCUACAGAAAAAAGGAAAAGUUUCCUCUGAACUCAUACAUGUGACAGACUGGUACCCAACAUUGGUAGGACUGGCAGGGGGCUCCCUAAACGGUACCAAACCUCUCGAUGGGUUUGAUCAAUGGAAAACAAUCAGUGAAGGAGCUAAGAGCCCCAGAGAAACACUGCUGCACAAUAUUGAUCCCUUAACAAAGCCUGUGGGGAACAGAUUGGAGAAUAGCCCCUUUGACAAUCGUUACAGGGCUGCUCUCAGAUGGAGAGACUGGAAGGUGGUUACAGGUAGUCCAGGCAAUGGGAGCUGGGUCCCUGUACCUACUGCAAGCAAUAACUUCAACAUUGACGUUGACACUGAUGAUCCAACGAAGAACCUUUGGCUGUUCAAUAUUGCUAAGGACCCUGUGGAAAGAAAUGACCUGUCACCAUACUAUCCAGACCUAGUGAUGAAGAUGCUGACAAAGCUGCAGCAGCUGAAUGUGACAUCUGUACCUUGUGUUUAUCCUCCAUAUGAUAAUAACUCUAACCCAGAACUGCAUGGGGGCUGGUGGGGACCCUGGGAAAAAUAAGAGUAUACUGCAUAUAUAUUUUUGUUCGGAGGGUAACUUAAAGGAUGUAUUCGAUGAUCCUUUAAUUUCGAUACACUUCAAACCAAAAUAUAAAUACAUACUGUUGUUCCUAGAAGUUAUUUGGUCAGGAAACAAAACAAGUCAGUUUCUGCCACAGUGCAGUUUCUAUCUGUUGUCCUUCUGUCCCAAGCUUCCUUUUAAAUGACUUCUAUGUUCUCUGUCUUAAUCAAGGAGCUGCAGGCUCUGAUAUAAUCAUGCAGGCUGGGAUUAUGAACAACCAUAUUUAUCCAAAUAAAUUAUUUUGAAGCAUUUUGAGGUCAUGGGAGUCAAAUGCAUUAGAAGCUUCUAACAAACUCUUUCAUAUCUCCUCUUGGAUUACUGUACAAUCAUGUGUUUUCAAAAAAUUACUUUUUCCUGGACACUCAAUUUUCGUGAAUUGAUAGAGCUUGAUGAAUUUACUUACAUGUCUUCUGAUUUAAAAGUUCUUUGACAUAAAUUUAUAGAUUUAGAAUACCCACAAAAUCAAUGAAAAAUAAGUCUUCCACCAGAAUGAAUGGU
Molecule: messenger RNA, 2143 nt
Organism: Ylistrum balloti
Lineage: Eukaryota; Metazoa; Mollusca; Bivalvia; Pectinida; Pectinidae
Product: arylsulfatase J-like
Exons: 8
Coding region: 89-1585 (498 amino acids)
Source: RefSeq, a predicted model, not a curated record